Hibiscus syriacus is the source of this 1053-nucleotide messenger RNA. RefSeq names its product very-long-chain 3-oxoacyl-CoA reductase-like protein At1g24470. The transcript has 3 exons. Gene Ontology annotation, cellular component: endoplasmic reticulum. Bases 25 to 954 code for a protein of 309 amino acids. Gene Ontology annotation, molecular function: ketoreductase activity. Lineage: Eukaryota; Viridiplantae; Streptophyta; Magnoliopsida; Malvales; Malvaceae. The record is from RefSeq and is a predicted model, not a curated record.
GCUCUGCAUCAACCACAACAACCAAUGCAGCAUCUAUGGCUGUUUACCGUCUCAUUUCUAGGUUUAAUCUCUUUCCUCAACCACUCCUUUUCCCUUCUCAAAUGGGUUUUCACCACAAUUUUCAGAGCCCCCAAGGACCUCUCUAACUACGGUUCGUGGGCUAUAGUCACCGGAGCCACCGACGGCAUCGGCAAAGCCUUCGCCGACCAACUAGCUCGUCGAGGACUCAACCUCAUACUCCUCAGUAGGAACCCAGACAAGCUCAAAACAGUUUCGACCGAAAUCCAAGAAAAAUUCCCGCUGAUAAAGAUCAAGGUGGUGGCCCAUGACUUCUCCCGCGGAGAUGCAUCCGCCGCCGUGGGGUUGAUAGAAGAGGCAGUGAAAGGGGUGGAAGUUGGGGUGUUGAUUAACAACGUUGGGGUGACGUACCCGAAAGCCAUGUAUUUACAUGAGGUGGGCGAGGAAGUGGUGAAGGGAAUUAUUAGGGUUAAUUUGGAAGGGACGACAUGGGUUAGCAGAGCGGUGCUGCUGGGGAUGAUAAGUAGGAAGCGCGGUGCGGUUGUUAACGUCGGCUCCGGUGCUUCCGUUGUUGUGCCUUCGCAUCCUCUUUACACGAUCUAUGCCGCCACAAAAGCGUACGUUGAUCAAUUAUCGAUAUCUCUUUAUGUGGAAUAUAAACCAAAUGGGAUUGACGUGCAAUGCCAGGUGCCGUUAUACGUGGCAACAAAUUUAGCAAGCAAAGUAGCCUUAAUCCAUAAAUCGUCGAUGUUUGUGCCAUCGCCGAAAGAUUAUGCGAAAGCCGCGAUCCGCCAAAUAGGAUACGAAGCACGAUGCACGCCCUACUGGUCUCAUGCCCUUCAAUGGUGUUUCACACGAUUUCUACCCGAUGCCCUCCUUGAUGCUUGGCGUCUCUCCGUUGCCCUCCGAAGGCGGCCGGAGCAGCUUUUUACAUAGUAUUAUUAUUCUUAACAUUUACCAGUAAAAUGAUUUAUACAUCUUUUAAGUCAUUACAAUAUAUCAUUAAUCUAUCAACAACCAGUUGAUCUAGUGGGA